Malassezia restricta is the source of this 576-nucleotide messenger RNA. Its product is annotated as small subunit ribosomal protein S10. The transcript has a single exon. NCBI's taxonomy places the organism in Eukaryota, Fungi, Basidiomycota, Malasseziomycetes, Malasseziales, Malasseziaceae. The record is from RefSeq and is a predicted model, not a curated record. The coding region runs from base 1 to 576 and encodes 191 amino acids. Gene Ontology annotation, biological process: translation. Gene Ontology annotation, molecular function: structural constituent of ribosome. Gene Ontology annotation, cellular component: small ribosomal subunit; mitochondrion; ribosome.
AUGACGAUGAACUUGAUGCCGCGUGGCGUGUUCGCACGCACGUUUGCGUCGAGUGCGAUGCGUGCCACAUCGCCAGCUGAGCCCAAGGCAUAUGCGAACCAUGUGCCGGACAUAGCACCGCCGCCCCAGACGCAUGGUAUCCAUGUCGCGACGCUGCAGCUCAAGAGCCAUCAUGCACAGACGUUUGAUCUCGACUUUUUCGCUGACUUUGCGAUGCGCGCAGCCCACGCAUUUCAGAUUCCCACGGGCGGCGUGGCCAUGCUCCCCAUUCGCACCACUCUGUGGACCGUGCCGCGCGGUCCAUUUGUGCAUAAAAAGUCGCAAGAAAAUUUCUGGCGGCGGAUUCACCGUCGGAGCAUCAAGGUGUACGAUGCGAGUGACGAGACCGUGGAGCGCUGGCUCCAUUUCCUACGAGUGCACGAGAUGCCCGGUGUCGCAUCCAAAGUCCAGCUCUUCCGUCGAUACCCGCUGGGCGUGGGCCGACAUAUGGAGUCGGCGGCCUUGGUACAGGACGACACAACGCCGCAAGACGUGCGUGCGAUGGCCGAGCAGAUUUUGCGCGCGCAAAAGGCAUAA